AUAUUUGUAAUAAAUUAGUUUAUAUAAAAAAAAUCUCAAACUCAAAUGACAUUUACAGAGUGAUUCUUGCGAUUUUCACAUUGCUGUAAGAGAGAUAGCUACGCAGGUGUGGAAGAAAUCCUCCCAUUUUGAACGAUUGACCUAGCCAGAGUCCAAUAUGGCGGGAAGCGACGGCGACGCUCGUAUGAAUUCACGCGCACGUGGCUUUGGAGGUGCGACGAACCCAUUUGCUGGUGUUUUAGCCACUCGUCGUAUCACAACAGUUCGCCAAUGAAGGCGUCGACUGCCCACAAUCCCACAUGGCACGCCUCGUCCUCCCUCUGCUGAUCAUCCUCGUGGCGGCGGCUGCUGCCAUCCCUGCGCUGGCCAAUGCGGCGACGCCGACGGAAGCGGAGGCGCUGCUGGCGUGGAAGGCCAGCCUGCAGGACGACGCGGCCGCGCUGUCCGGGUGGAGCCGCGCCGCGCCGGUGUGCGCGUGGCGCGGCGUGGCCUGCGACGCCUCCGCCGCCGCCGGCGCCCGCGUCGCGAAGCUGCGGCUCCAGGGGCUGGGGCUCGGCGGCGGCCUCGACGAGCUCGACUUCGCGGCGCUCCCGGCGCUGGCCGAGCUCGACCUCAACGGGAACAACUUCACCGGCGCCAUCCCCGCGAGCAUCACGCGGCUGCGCUCGCUGACCUCGCUCGACCUCGGCAAUAAUGGCUUCAGCGACUCCAUCCCGCCGCAGUUCGGCGACCUCUCCGGCCUCGUCGACCUCCGCCUCUACAACAACAACCUCGUCGGCGCCAUCCCGCACCAGCUAAGCCGUCUCCCCAAUAUUAUCCAUUUUGACCUGGGAGCAAACUACCUGACCGACCAGGACUUCGGCAAGUUCUCGCCGAUGCCCACCGUCACGUUCAUGUCGCUCUACCUCAACUCCUUCAAUGGCAGCUUCCCGGAGUUCGUCCUCAGGAGCGGCAACAUCACCUACCUCGACCUGUCGCAGAAUACUCUGUUCGGGAAGAUACCGGACACGCUGCCGGAGAAGCUCCCGAAUCUGAGGUACCUCAACCUGUCCAUCAAUGCGUUCUCCGGCUCGAUUCCGGCGUCGCUCGGGAAGUUGAUGAAGCUGCAGGACCUGCGGAUGGCCGGCAACAAUCUCACCGGCGGCAUCCCGGAGUUCCUUGGGUCGAUGCCGCAAUUGAGGAUUCUUGAACUCGGCGACAACCAGCUCGGCGGGGCGAUCCCGCCGGUUCUUGGCCGGCUCCAGAUGCUGCAGCGGCUCGACAUCAAGAACUCCGGCCUUGUCUCAACUCUGCCGUCGCAGCUGGGAAAUCUGAAGAAUCUCAUUUUCUUCGAGCUGUCCUUGAACCGGCUCUCCGGUGGCUUGCCGCCGGAGUUCGCCGGGAUGCGGGCAAUGCGGUACUUCGGCAUUUCCACGAACAACCUCACCGGUGAGAUCCCGCCGGCGUUGUUCACGAGCUGGCCGGAGCUCAUAGUGUUCCAAGUGCAGAACAACUCGUUGACCGGCAAAAUUCCAUCGGAGCUCAGCAAGGCAAGGAAACUGGAAUUCCUUUACCUAUUCAGCAACAACCUUAGCGGUUCCAUCCCGGUAGAGCUCGGCGAGCUGGAGAACCUGGUAGAGCUAGAUUUGUCGGAGAACUCGCUCACCGGACCGAUCCCCAGCUCGCUCGGCAAGCUCAAGCAACUCACUAAGUUGGCGUUGUUCUUCAACAACCUCACCGGUACGAUCCCACCUGAGAUUGGCAACAUGACAGCGUUGCAAAGCUUCGACGUGAACACCAACCGUCUGCAAGGUGAGCUCCCUGCCACCAUCUCGUCCCUCAGGAACCUUCAGUACCUCUCCGUGUUCAACAACUACAUGAGCGGCACCAUUCCGCCGGACCUCGGCAAGGGCAUAGCCUUGCAGCACGUGAGCUUCACCAACAACAGCUUCUCCGGCGAGCUGCCGCGCCACAUCUGCGACGGCUUCGCGCUGGACCAACUCACGGCGAACUACAACAACUUCACCGGCACGCUGCCGUUGUGCCUGAAGAAUUGCACGGCGCUAUACCGGGUCCGGCUGGAAGAGAACCACUUCACCGGCGACAUCUCGGAGGCCUUCGGCGUCCACCGCAUCCUGCAAUAUUUGGACGUCUCCGGGAACAAGCUUACCGGUGAGCUGUCCUCUGACUGGGGACAGUGCACCAACCUCACCUAUCUGUCUAUCAAUGGUAACAGCAUAUCCGGCAACCUUGAUUCGACCUUUUGUAAAUUGUCAUCUCUUCAGUUUUUGGAUCUAUCGAAUAACCGAUUCAAUGGUGAGCUCCCAAGUUGUUGGUGGGAGUUGCAAGCUUUACUGUUUAUGGACAUCUCCGGCAACGACUUUUAUGGUGAAUUGCCAGCAACAGAAAGCCUUGAACUUCCUCUACAAUCGAUGCAUCUCGCUAACAAUAGUUUCUCUGGAGUUUUCCCAAAUAUUGUUCGCAAAUGUGGAGCGCUUGUUACCCUAGAUAUGGGGAACAACAAGUUCUUUGGCCAUAUUCCCUCUUGGAUUGGAAUUAGUCUUCCUCUCCUAAGAAUUCUUAUCCUUCGAUCAAAUAAUUUCAGUGGAGAGAUUCCUACAGAAUUAUCCCAACUUUCUGAGCUUCAACUUCUUGACUUGGCCAGCAACGUGUUAACUGGAUUCAUCCCAACAAGUUUUGGCAACUUAUCAUCCAUGACACAAGCAAAAACCUUGCCAGCGACAGAAUAUUUUAACGCGGAAAGCAGUCCUUUUCAGCCAGAAGUACCCCAGGUUCCCAAGCCUCACCGCAGAAGAGAACCCAAAAAUCAGUCCCCUCUUGAUCAGUCUAGAGACAGAGUUAGCAUACAAUGGAAGGGACAUGAAGAAACUUUUCAAAGAACAGCUAUGUUAAUGACAGGCAUUGAUUUAUCAGGCAAUUCACUUUACGGUGAAAUCCCAAAAGAGCUAACAUACCUUCGGGGCCUCCGGUUUUUGAACUUGUCAUGGAACGAUCUAUCAGGCAGUAUUCCAGAAAGAAUUGGCAAUUUGAAUAUCUUGGAGUCCCUUGACUUGUCAUGGAAUGAGCUUUCAGGUGUUAUCCCCGCAAGCAUUUCAAAUCUGUCAUGCCUCAGUGUGUUAAAUCUCUCAAACAACCACUUAUGGGGAAGCAUACCCACAGGAAGACAACUUCAGACAUUUGUGGAUCCCUCAAUUUAUAGCAACAAUUUGGGCCUUUGUGGCUUCCCUUUGAUAAUAGCCUGCCAGGCAUCUAGAUUGGAUGAGAAAAAUGAAGAUCAUAAAGAACUUGAUAUAUGUUUAUUUUACUCUUUAAUUCUUGGCAUUGUUUUCGGGUUUUGGCUUUGGUUUGGAGUUCUAAUUUUACUUAAGCCAUUAAGAGUUUUUGUUUUUCAUUCUGUUGACCACAUAGAAAGAAGCUAUGCAAAUUGCAGAAGAUGUAUGCACUAAGUAUUCUUCAGAUGCAAAUCAGCAACCAAAUAAUAUGCCCCUGUUGCUUUUCCUCGACAGAAUUAUAUGUCAAUGUCAUGAUUUUCAUUUA
Molecule: messenger RNA, 3537 nt
Organism: Oryza sativa Japonica Group (Japanese rice)
Lineage: Eukaryota; Viridiplantae; Streptophyta; Magnoliopsida; Poales; Poaceae
Product: receptor-like protein 52
Molecular function (GO): protein binding
Source: RefSeq, a predicted model, not a curated record